Knipowitschia caucasica is the source of this 1719-nucleotide messenger RNA. Lineage: Eukaryota; Metazoa; Chordata; Actinopteri; Gobiiformes; Gobiidae. The record is from the annotation of a GenBank genome assembly.
AUGCCUCCCCUCUCAUCCAUCUCACGGGGAAAAACGUUCCAUUUAGCUGGUCAGAAGAAUGCCAAGAGUCAUUUGAGUGGGGUCCAGCAUACUAAUGCCAACGCGUUGUCUCGCUGUCCUGUGUCCCAGAUAAUCAUGGUGAGCUCUGCGACGCAGACUAUGGAUAUGUCAACUUCGGUGGCUGUAUGUGGGGUCGAAGCUUCUACGGAGGCUCCCCUAAGUGCUCAGGCAUCGGAUUCUUGUGAGCCCUCAGUACCCCCUGACGGGAGUGACCUACAAACCCUCUUUCAGGAAGGCUCCAACAUAAGGCGUCUGCAGCAAGAGGACCCAGAUAUUCGAUCUCUGUUGGAGUGGCUUAGAGCGGGUGAGAGGCCGUCCUCAGUGAGGAUUAAAGGGGCUGGUAAGGCUCUCCGUAUUUUGUGGCACGAGUUUCCUCGCAUGACUAUGAUUGACGGAAUUGUGCACAGGGUUGUUGCCCUGUCUGAUGUGGAACAGACAUGGCAGGUUGUCGUACCAUCGGUUCUGGUGCCGGAGGUCCUGCGUCUUCUUCAUGGUGGGCCCUUGACUGGCCAUUUGGCUGUGGAGCGGACCAUGGCCCGUGUACGCGGGGUGUGCUUCUGGCCUUGUAUGUAUCGUGACAGUGAGCAGUGUUAUGCCUGUCAGAGGCGCAAGGCGCAUGUGCCUCACCAUCGUGCUCCGAUGCGGACGACGUUUGCACAGCGCCCGUUUCAGCGGGUUGCGGCAGACAUAUUGAAGUUGCCGAUCACGUCGAGAGGAAACCGCUAUGUUCUGGUGGUGGAAGACUAUUUCACCAAGUUCGUUAACAUGUAUGCUAUUGUGGACCAGAGGGCUACUACCGUGGCAGAGUGUCUCUUUAACAAUUUCAUCUUGGAGCAUGGUGUUAUGGAGACCCUUCAUACUGACAUGGGGCGACAGUUUGAGUCAGACGUGGAAGACUUCAAAAAGGAGAUGAAAGACGAGUUUGCACAGUUUAAGAUACAGAUUGACCAGCAGUUAGCCACCACUUCGCUAAAGCUACAAGAUCAUGAGCAGAAGCUGGAGGAAAUGGCUGCACGCAUUGACGAGCAGGAGACUUGGGCCGCGGUGGCUAACGAGGCGCUGAGCCGGUCUCUAAAAGAGCAAAGUGCGCUACAGGAUAAAGUGAACGACUUGGAAUCUAGGUCGAGAAGGAACAAUAUGAGAAUCUACGGGGUGCCUGAAGGAGCCGAGGGGAGCUCGGUGAUUCAGUUCGUGGAGGGGCUGCUAGCUAAUGAAAAGCUAAUCAGUGGAGGAACAGAUCCACAGAUACAACGAGCACACCGGUCGCUCGCACCGAGACCGAACCCCAACGCUCCGCCAAGAUCCAUAGUAGUGAACUUCCUUCAGUUCAAAAAACGUAAGGAAUAUAAAGCCAUCAAAGCCGCACUGAAGGAGAGAGGUGUCCGCUUUCAGACUCCAUUCACCCGGAUGCGAAUCCACUGGGACAGUGGACCGCAGAUGUACAACAGUGCGGGAGACGCCGAGAGAGAACUACGCAAAAGGGGCUUCUUUGCUGGCCACACAGAAGAGCACGUUUCGGAGGGCCCAAUAACAUCACAACAACUGGAGCAGACAUCACCUUGGCAUCGCGUGGAGCGCACCCACCGACACUGGGAGAGGGAGGCAGCGAAACGCGCACGAGAACGACUGCAGGAGUUUCAGCGUAAACCCAGACAAUGA